This is a messenger RNA of Parnassius apollo (apollo), 834 nucleotides long. Lineage: Eukaryota; Metazoa; Arthropoda; Insecta; Lepidoptera; Papilionidae. The record is from the annotation of a GenBank genome assembly.
AUGGCUGAAAGCAAGGAAACGACUAUAAAUACGAAGAAAAGAAAACGCACAGGCAGAAUGAGUGAUGUAUUAAAGAAACUUCGACUUCAGAAUCACGAACUUGGUGAUGACUGCAAAUGUGAUCGUUUUAAAUGUUUUGAAAUGACAAGUAAGGACCAGAGGACAAGAAUAAUAAGUCAAUUUAAUAGUUUCGCUACCAGGUAUGACCAAGAUAAUUAUUUAAGCGGGCUUAUAACCGUAUCUAAUGCAAAACGUCGUCGUCCGCGAUUAGGUGAAGAAAAUGCGAAAUUACACAAUAAAUCAUAUUCAUACAAGAUUCGUAUGAUUGCCGAUGAUACUUACGAGAUACCAGUGUGUAGAAAAGCGUUUUUAUCCUUACAUGGUAUCACUGGAAGAAGACUGCAGUUUAUUCAGAAAUCACUGACGGAGCAUGGUGUUGUCCAAAAAGAUAAACGGGGUACACAUGUGAAAACACAGCUUCCUAAAGAAACUACUGAUUUAAUGUACAAGCAAAUCGACACUCUUAAAUCAGUUAAUGAAGAAACGUUUGAUAUUCCUGAUGAUAGUAACUCGGAAGACGACUUAGAAUCGGAAGGAGAACCAGAGUUGAAUUUGGAAACUUUGCAAAAUCUUUUAGAUGAUUCCCAAAGCCAAGAAAAUCAAAAUAUGCCUGAUACGAGUUCGAAUGUCUCUAUUGAGACUUUUCAUAAUUCACAGAGAGAUGAAUCUGAAGCUGAGAUUUGUAUACUUGAAGAGUUAGAAGAAGAUUCAGAUGAAUCUGAACCAGACGAAGAUGGAAAUUGGUGGAAAAAUUUUAUGGGUCAGUCGACCUGA